Dendrobium catenatum is the source of this 3871-nucleotide messenger RNA. RefSeq names its product filament-like plant protein 4. Lineage: Eukaryota; Viridiplantae; Streptophyta; Magnoliopsida; Asparagales; Orchidaceae. The record is from RefSeq and is a predicted model, not a curated record. The coding region runs from base 284 to 3367 and encodes 1027 amino acids. The transcript has 6 exons.
GUUCCACUCGCAAUAUCUUUCUCUUCUUUCUUUGUCUAACCGAUAAGAGACGGUAAGAGUGGAGAAAAGCAGAAAGCGUUGGCCUGGAAAAAGGGUAACCCAGUGCGCCACCAUUGGAGUAAAAGUGUCUCUUUUUCUCAUCUUCUGCGCUCCUUUCUUCUCCCUGGAAUCCCAGGUGAAGGGUUACAGCUAACGCAACUUGGAGAGCCAAGUCUGUUAGAUCUCCUCGUUAUAUUUUGUCAUAUCCUGCCUGCAUUUCCUUAGGAAAAAUAAUAUUUGAAGAAUGGAUAGGCGAAGUUGGCCUUGGAAGAGGAAAUCAUCUGAGAAAGCAAGCAGUGAUUCUGACUCUGUAAGGGCUUCUUUAUCUAACACAGGAGUCAAGCAACGAGAACAGGAGCAUGCAAAACCUGUGAGUUUUGUACAAAUUUCUGUAGAAAAGUAUGAGCAUUUUAACGGUCUAGAAGAGGAAGUAGUGGUUCUUAAUGAAAAACUGAAUGUUGUUAAUAAAAAGCUAUCCUCAGCUCAGGCUGAUAUGACCACAAAGGAUGAUAUUGUUAAGCAACAUUCUAAAGUUUCUGAAGAGGCUAUUUCAGGGUGGGAGAAGGCUGAAGCUGAAACUUUGGCUUUAAAACACCAGCUUGAAUCUUUAACCCUGCUUAAGCUAACUGCUGAAGAGAAAACAGCUCAUCUUGAUGGUGCACUUAAGGAGUGCAUGAAACAGAUCCGUAAUGUGAAGGAAGAAAGUGAGAAAAAGCUUCAUGAUGUUGUCUUUGCAAAGACCAAACUAUGGGAGAACGUUAAAUCUGAACUUGAAGCUACAAUUGCUGGUUUGGAGAGGGAACUCCUAAAGAAUUCCGCGGAAACAGCUGCGCUUUCGAGGUCUCUUCAAGAACGCUCUGCAUUUUUAAUGAAAAUUAGCGAGGAAAAAGUCCAGGCUGAUGCUGAUAUUGAAGUUCUUAAAACCAAUAUUCAAUCAUAUGAAAGGGAAAUAAGCUCUAUGAAAUAUGAACUAAAUGUUACAGCCAAGGAGCUAGAGAUUCGCAACGAGGAGAAGAACUUGUGUGUAAAAUCAACUGAAGUGGCAAACAAACAACACAUUGAUGAUGUGAAAAAGAUAACCAAGCUAGAAGCCGAGUGCCAAAGGUUACGUGGCCUUGUGAGAAAGAGGUUGCCUGGUCCUGCUGCUUUAGCUCAGAUGAAACUGGAAGUUGAGAGAUUAGGACAUGGUUUUGGGGAAUCCAGAGUUAGGAGGCAAUCUGGUGAGAGGUCAAGCUCCUAUCCAUUCUUGUCUAAGGAGGCCAAUGUUAAUGAAGUUGAGCAUUGCCACAAAGAGAUUGAGUUUCUUACUGCUCGUUUAUUUGCAAUGGAGGAAGAAACAAAGAUGUUAAAGGAGGCUCUGUCAAAAAGAAACAGUGAGCUUCAGGAUUCAGCAAGCACAUGUGCCAAAACGGCUAACAAACUUCGCAUCCUUGAAUCACAGGUGCUCGUUAUGAAUCAGCAAAAGAGCUCGUCGAAAUCAAAUGUUGACAUCUCCUUUGAAGGAUCCUUGAGUCAAAAUGAAAGCAACCAGAGUCUAGCUUCGAUGUCCGAGGAUGGAAUCGAUGAUGCAGGGAGCAAUGCUGAGUCUUGGGCCUCUGUAUUGAUUUCAGAGCUGUCACAGUUUAAGAAAGAGAAAAAUAAUAGACUCAAGAUUACUCAAAGUUCUAAUCACUUGGAUCUUAUGGAUGACUUUUUGGAAAUGGAGAAAUUGGCUGGUUUGUCAUCAGAAAGCAAUGGAGUUGUCACUGUUUCAAAUGAAGGAUUGGAUAAUAUGAAGCAUGAAAACUGUGAUGACACUUCAUCAGUUGAUGUUCAUAUGGAUGUGUGUAAAGAAAAAACACCUAGUUUGAAACAAAGAUUAUCAAAGAUUCAGGCGCAAAUAGCUCAUGCUGUUGAAUCUAAGGUUCUUGAUUCCAAAGCAAGACAUCUUGUAGAGGAAAUUAUGGCAAUAGUGCAAGAUGCACAAAAGGAGAGGCCAAUUCAGCCCAAAGACCAUCUCAAUGGGGAGGCUCAGCACAGCAUGGAAGUUGCUGACUUUGAAACAUCUUUGAAGCACCAUGACAACUCAUGCAGGGAAAUCGAAACUUCAAUGAAUCAGGACUUGAGAAGUGCCAUAUCUUGGAUCCAUGAUUUUGUUAUAUUACUGUGCAAGGAAGUGACCCAUGGGAAAUCAUCUGUGCUUCAAGCAACAGCAGAGAAACUUGAGGAGUUCUCAAAUUCUGUCAACAAAAUUUUCUGUAACAAUUUGGAUCCAGUUGAUUUUAUCCUUUCCUUGUGCCAUGUGUUGUCUGGAACCAAGGAGUUUAUAUUGAGAACAUGGGCUACGGGGGAGAGUGGGAUUACUGAUUGCAUUGAUAAGGUAACUUUAUUAGAGAAUAGAAUAAUUCAUCAUGAUUCAACAGGAGGGAAAUUAGAUAGAGAUUGUGAUCUUUCUCCUUCAGUAUCUGCUCCUGAAGUUUUUAAUGGACCUAGCAAUCUUCCAUCUGAAUCAGAGGCUGCACCGGAUAGCUUCUCCUUUGAAGAAUUUAAAAAUCUGAAGAUGGAGAGAGAUAACAUGGAAGUAAAUCUCGUAAAUUGCAAAGAAUCUUUGGAACAUAUGAAGAUUCAGCUUGCUGAAACUGUGCAGAACUUAGCAGAGCUCAAUCUUCAGUUAUCUGCUUGUCAGAAGUCGAACGAUUUGACUGACACUCAACUGAGGUGCAUGACUGAAUCCUACAAGUUACUGGAAUCAAGGGCAGAGGAACUAGAAGCUGAAAUAAACCUGCUAAGGUCAAAAGCUGAAGCUUUGGAAAGCGAGCUCAUUGCAGAAAGGCACAGUCAUCAGGAUGAUCUAGCCAAGUAUCUUGAUCUGCAGGAGCAAAUUAGGAUCAUGAGUUGCUCGAAGUGUUCAUGCCAUUCAGAAACUGAUGCAGACACCAAGGCAAGACAGCAGAGAGAGAUUGCUGCAGCUGCAGACAAGCUUGCAGAAUGCCAGGAGACAAUAAUCCUUAUAAACAAGCAAUUAAAUGCUUUGCAUCCUCCUGCAGAAGCAAUGAGCAGGAGUAGCCAUUUCAGGGAAGAACCUCCUAACCCGGUUAGCUACAACUCACAGCAGUCUCAUUAUCCUGCAACAGUAAUUGAAGGAGUGGAGUCCCCACAAAAUGAAUACAGCUCCCAAUUCAGCUCAUCAGACAUGGAAUCAAGCCCUGUACUGAAACCAACGGUCACUACAAAGCGUCCGAAGAACAGGUCAAGAUCAACAUCUGCUUCUUCUCUCUCAAGCAUGUUGAAUGAUAAGCCCGGUCGCGGAUUUAGUCGAUUCUUUUUGAAAGAAAAGAGUGAGCUCUAAAAUAGUUUUGGUAGCUUUUCUCUCUAUUAUGUGGACUUGAUCACUAAUUCAUCUGGAAGUCCUUGUGAUGGUUUUAUGUGUUUUUACAGUUAGUGCUGCUGAUUGUUAGUAGAUUGUGAAGAUUUAGACUUCGUUUGGGACAAUUUUUUUACUGCUUCUUAAAGCAGUUUUGUAGUACAAAAAUUUUAAUUUUUGUACUAAAAAGUUGCUUUAGGAAGCAAUAAAAAAACCGUCCCAAACAAACCCUUAGAUGUUUAUGAGAAUUUACCUGAUUGAUCAAAUGCAGUUAGUCUGGUCAUUUGAAGCUGAACCUCACUGCAUUCAUUUAAAAGGUGGGUAACCUUUUUUUGUAUUUUUGGUCUUUUUUUUUUUCUCUCCUUGGUUUCAGGUUAGCAGGAGAAUGGUAAUGUUGUGGUACUUGGUCUUUGGCAUGGUUGUAGAUGUACAGUUUUAUUGAAUAAGAUAUUGGCCUUGGAAAUAAGGAUCUAUUGGUUAAUUGUGCAA